CACGUGCCUGCUUUCGGAGAUUUGAAUGUCAUUUAUGUUUUAAGGAGGUAGCUAGCUAUAUAUCGUAAACAAACCAAUAUCAAUGUGAACUAGCUAAUAGUAAUGUCGGUUUUUGCUAAUUUGCUUCAUAGUCUUACCCACCUAAGCGUAAAACUCACGUUUGUUUCGAGCUGAAAUAGCAUGUUUUGUUUUCAGUUGCAGAGGUUAGUAUGCUGGCUAGUUUGAGGAUUAUUGCCUUUAUAGCUAGCUAACCUAGCAAGCUAAGGUCGCUCGAUAUAGCUGGCGUCAGUAAUAGUUUAGCUAAAAGAUACUUGACAACUGCGUUAAAUGGAGCCCUAGCUAGUUUUCCUUAUAAUCGGGAUUUUCUUUGUGUUGUGCAUGCCAAACAUGCAGCAGGUCUCGAUGCAUAGCUCAACGUUGUUUUGGCGAAAACCGAUAUUGAGAAGCGACAUUAGAAGUCCACAAUGGAGGAUUUUCCCAUAAGGACGGUUGAAAUGGUGUGCCUGGGGACCAGCAUGGCUCUAUCUGGCCUUUUUUUCUACAUCUACAGAAAGAAACGGAAAACGGUGGACAAGCUUAAUGAGGCUCCUCGAUUGCCAUUAGAUGGGAAACUGGCUGAUAUUUUGAAUUCUACACCUGGGAAAUGCCUCCAAUACGUUGUAAUUGAAGGUGCAGUCCAACCUAUAGGGGAGCCCCUCCGGAGCCAGUUCCAGGAGGGGACGGUUGGGGUGGUGCAGAAGCUGGUGUUGAAGGAGCACAAACUGGUGUGGAACAGUCUCGCACGGGCCUGGACUGACAGCGAGAGGGUCCUGCACGAGCGCGUCAGCUCCGUACCCUUUAACCUGGUGGGCGCCGACAGGGCGGCGGUGCGCGUGCUCUGCCCUCUGGAGGCCUCGGGGCUGGACCUCGAGAUCGUCCACGAGAAGUUCCACCAGGCCAGCUACGGCUUCACGGACAUCAUCGGCCAGUACCUGAGCGGCGAGAAGCCCAAGGGCCAGCUGGAGACGGAGGAGAUGGUGAAGGUGGGCGCCACGCUGACGGGCGUGGGCGAGCUCAUCCUGGACGCCGACCGCACGCUGAAGCUCAGGCCCCCCACCGACGGCUCCACGUUCUUCCUCACCCCCGCCGGCUACGAGGCCAUGUGUCUGGAGCAGGAGGGCCAGGCCACCGUCUGGCAGGUGCUGGCCUCCCUGUGCGCGCUGGCCGGAGUGGCCGUGCUCCUCUGGGCCGCCCGGAGGUACUACCGCCACCUGCAGGCCGGGAGGGAGCAGGACAGGCUGCGCAGGGAGUUCAAAAGGAUGGUGGCCGGCGAGGAUGAUGAGGAUGAAGUGGUGACGGCCAAUGCCUGCAUCAUUUGCAUGAGCGAGCCACGCGGCUGUGUCUUCCUGGACUGCGGCCACGUCUGCUGCUGCUUCAGCUGCUUCCAGGCCCUGCCCAACCCCAACUGCCCUGUCUGCAGGCAGCCAAUCAGAAGAGUGGUGCCGCUCUACCAGGCCUGACCUCGGCCUCCGUCCCACCGAAAACUACAGUACAGUGCUGCGGUCUGUGCCACAGCAACACGCUGCCUGCACCUCUACUGUAGACAGACAGCUGCUGUGUAUGGACAAUGUGAAUCAAAUUCUUUUGACAUAUUUAUUUUCAAAGCAUAUAUACACUGUGACCACUCCAUUCGGUGUUUGUUGGACUUAUUGGUCUUCUGCUGCCCAUCCAAUUCAAGGUUUCGAUGUGUUGGGCAUUAUUGGAUGCUAUUCUGCACACCACUGUUACAUUUACAUUUGACAUUUUUGUCAUUUGGCAGACGGUUUUAAUCCAAAGCGACUUACAAGUGCAUAGGUUCUUCCACAAGUGAAAGCAUCACAUCCAUAACUCGGAAAAUACACAUGGAAUGCUGUUCUAAACAUAUAGUCAUCAUAAGUGCAAUUUCUUUUUUUUUGGGUUAGACACGGAGGAUAGGGAUAUCAGAAAGGGGGGGCAGGGGAAAUCUGUGGUUAUUUGAGUUUCUGCUGUCUUCCUGUCUGCUUGAAACAGUCUCACCAUUCUCCUCAGACAUCUCUCAUUAACCAUUAUAUAUAAGCUAGAGACUGUUGUGUGUAAAAAUGCCAGGAGAUCAGCAGUUCCUGAGAUACUCAAACUACGCUGUCUGUUCUGGUACUAAUAAUCAUUCCAUAUUCCAAAGAUCACAUUUCAUCCCCAUUCUGAUGUUUGGUCUGAAGAACAACUGAAUCUCUUGACCAUGUUCGCAUGCUUUUAUGCAUUGCGUUGCUGCCACAUAAUUAGCUGAUUAGAUAUUUGCAUUAAUGAGCAGGUGGGUGUACAGGUAUACCUAAUAAAGUGGUCACUGAGUGUAUAUGUCUAUUAAUUGAAUCAGGAAUUUUACCUCCUACAGAAAAACAUGGAUCGGUUUUUCUUAUUCUUCAUAUGAACGGGGUGCCUUAAUUAAGAAAUUCUGACUGUCGCUGCUUCUUUUGAACAAAUCACAAAAAAGUGGUCUUUCUGACAGGAGAGAUAAGUGAAGUAUAAUCUGAACUACAUCCGACAGGGUGUUUGGAGCUUCCUAUUCUCUGUCAAUAAAUUAAUAAUAAGGUCAAAGAUCAGUCAGCCAUCUUGAGAGAGGCUGCGUUUUGUGUUUUUUUUGUUUGGUGUUUUGGUGUUUAGUUCAGAGGUAUCUGUUAAUUAUACAUUGUUUAAAUCAGUCUCUUAAAUGUUAUGAUCAGUCUUUAGAUUUAAAGACUACCCAAGCAACAUACUGUAGAUAGCCAUAUGAGUAGAGACUAGCCAGCUGCUGCUUUGUUUGCUUUCAGCUGAGUUCAGUGCUAUUGAACUCCAUUUCCCAAGGUUCAUCUGAACUCCACAUGAAGCAGUCUUCCACAGCAAAGUACAGGAGGCUAUUCGCUGACUUGAGCAGUUUGAGUAAAGAUAAAGAGAGCAGCUGUGCAAAUGUAAUUGGCUUCAGGGGUGUGUAUUAUGAUUAUUUACAAUCACAAUUAUUACAUUACUAAUAUGAUCAGUGAUGGGGAAGUAAGCCUGUAUUUACAGAAUUCAGUAUUAAAAAUAUAAAGCUAACUUAUAAAGCUAA
Molecule: messenger RNA, 3076 nt
Organism: Conger conger (European conger)
Lineage: Eukaryota; Metazoa; Chordata; Actinopteri; Anguilliformes; Congridae
Gene: mul2
Product: mitochondrial E3 ubiquitin protein ligase 1a
Exons: 5
Coding region: 465-1499 (344 amino acids)
Biological process (GO): organelle organization; protein ubiquitination
Molecular function (GO): ubiquitin-protein transferase activity
Source: RefSeq, a predicted model, not a curated record